Molecule: messenger RNA, 1899 nt
Organism: Brassicogethes aeneus
Lineage: Eukaryota; Metazoa; Arthropoda; Insecta; Coleoptera; Nitidulidae
Source: the annotation of a GenBank genome assembly
UAACGUCACAACUAAGGUCACAUCACUUCAUAAUAAUAGAAUUAACUUCAAUUUAAUCAGCGAGUGACGAUGACUACUUUUAUCAGGAGAACAACUUCAAGAUUUGAAAAACAUAUUUGGUGAAAUUAAGCGUUAAAAUGAAGGUUAAAGUUGAUUUAAAACUGUGUGGUGUAUGUGGGGACAAAGCUUUGGGGUACAACUUUAACGCGAUUACGUGCGAGAGUUGUAAGGCUUUUUUUCGAAGAAAUGCUUUGUUGCAAAAAGAGUUUAAGUGCCCCUUCGACAAUCAUUGCGAUAUAACGCAGGUCACGAGGAGGUUCUGCCAGAAAUGCAGACUGGAUAAGUGCUUCAGCAUCGGUAUGUGUAAGGAUUUAAUAAUGUCUGAGCACGCUAAAACGUUGAAGAGACAAAAAAUCGAGGAAAACAGGGCCAACAAACGGAAAAUAGGUGGUUUUAAGUCGGGUUUUAAAAAAAUCAAGAAAGAACGAAAAUCCACCGAAGACAAUUUUCAAGUAACCGACAGUUACAGUGUUUACACGGACUCCGAUUCAAAAGAAACUGUGAUGUCCGAUCAGGGCUAUCAACCCAACAAUCCUAACAUAGGCGUUAUUAAUUAUGUAAACUCCGAAAACAGCAAUAUAACAACGCAAAACGAAUGUUUGGUUACCUCAAGUGAUGAUGUUAGAAGAGUUAUAAGUCCACCUAGUUAUGUCAACCAAGAGAAAGAAGUGGAAAAUGUUAUUCUUGAAAGUUUGGUGGGAAAUGUCCAUAGAAAGUGUAACAAUAUUGGUAAUAAUGCGCAAUCUCCCGUAGAAGCCAGCCAAAAGAUGCUUGACAUCACCAAAGAUGUUGUCCAGGAUGUCCAAAGGAUUAACGCAGUGGCAUCGAGUCCCAUAGAAUCAAUAUUAUGCGAGGCGAUAAAGCUAGAAUACGAGGCGUAUUCGUCGAUAGCCCCAUGCCAGUCGAACUCUCGGGAGUUAAAUGACGCGGAAAGAGCGAAAUUGAACGAGUUAAUUGUGGCCAAUAAGAGUUUGCUGUCGCCGGUCGAUGCCGAGCUCAAUACUCUUCUAAAUGGGGAAUCGUGUAAAUUUAAGGGUGACCCGCAAAAUCCAGCCUUGGUGGAUGUAAUAAAUUUAACGGCAAUAGCAAUACGAAGGUUAAUUAUAAUGGCUAAAAAAAUUAACGCCUUUAAAAAUAUGUGUCAGGAAGAUCAGGUGGCUUUGUUGAAAGGUGGUUGUACUGAAAUAAUGAUUUUAAGAAGUGCCAUAAAUUAUGAUGCCAAAAGACAGACUUGGAAGAUUCCUCAUAGCCAAGAUGUAAAUGUAAACGUGGACAUAUUAAAAUUAGCGAAAGGAAACAUGUAUCAAGAACACGACAAGUUCAUUAAAACGUUCAAUCCGUUAUGGAGAUCUGACGAAAAUAUUAUUUUGAUAUUGUGCGCAAUAGUCCUGUUUACCCCUGAUAGGCAACGCCUGAUACACCAAGAUGUUAUUAAACUAGAACAGAAUUCUUAUUAUUAUUUACUGAGAAGAUAUCUGGAAAGUAUACACCCAGGAUGUGAAGCAAAAUCAACCUUCUUAAAAUUAAUACAAAAAAUUACGGAACUGCAUAAACUCAAUGAGGAAGUAAUAAAUGUAUAUUUAAAUGUAAACCCUUCUGAAGUUGAACCUAUACUACUGGAAAUUUUCGAUUUAAACAUUUAGAUAAGUUGCAAUUAUUUUCAUUUCUCAGGUAUUUUUCAAUCAUAACAUCACAGUUUAUUUAAUUAUAAGGAUUUUUACACUAACUAAAUUAAGGAAAGUAUUUUCUAUGAAAAAAUUAAGUACAAAGCAUAUAUUUUUUUAGUUUAACCACUAUAUUUUGUUUUUAAAACAAUGGGCUUUUUAUGUGAUAUAUUUG